Molecule: messenger RNA, 1723 nt
Organism: Physcomitrium patens
Lineage: Eukaryota; Viridiplantae; Streptophyta; Bryopsida; Funariales; Funariaceae
Source: RefSeq, a predicted model, not a curated record
AAAGGAUGAAUUUAGAGUUAGAAGCAGCUCUUGAGAGUGUUUUUCCAAGGAAGGGAUUUUUGUAUUGGAUGGAUCUUCCAAAAGAGGAAAAAAUGUUGCAGUUGCAAGAGCUGGCUGAAGUGGUGACGGGCGUUAGGGUUUUCAACAAGUAUGAAGGAAAAGGAGGUCAAGGUUUUCAGCUCCCAAAUGAGGUGUACGAGCAUGACGCCGUAGAGCUUGGAUGCGCAAUUCAAGACACUUUUGAAAUAGUCAAUACCAAAAUCCGUGCAUAUAGUUCUAGUGUCAUGAAGUAUUAUCAAGACAUGGGAGUUAAUCACAUUUUUAUCAAGCGCUUGCGAGAUGAAAUUUCGUACCAAUUUCAAGUCAGUGCUUAUUAUGACAUCUUGAGUCUUAAUGCCAACGUUGCCCUAUACCUGGAGCCUGUUCGUGAAUAUCUUUGUGAAAAGCAAGAGGCUGUUUUAAACCUUCUAGAGAAGAGUCAUGGACAUUUGGAUAGACUUUCGGAGAUCAUAGGAAGCUACGAGGUCAUUCCAAGUGACAUGGUAUUUCCUGAAUUGCGAGCAAUUGGAGCCAUUCAUAUUGCCAUCGCUCAGGAGUUUCGACACUUGCAAGCACGAAUCAAAGCAGCCACACCGCUUUUGAAAAUGGCUCAGAAUCCUUUCUAUAGAGAGUCUCCACAUACAGAGAAAAGACUUGAUAUCAAGCGGAAGAAUUUCCUUUUUCUCGCCUGCGAACCUCCUCAGGUGGAUUGUAAUAGAUAUUUGGGUGACCUCCGUAGACUGUCAUGGAAAAGUUCUUGGUACGAAGUGACUGAAGAUGACUGCAAAGCACAAUUUAUUCCACCGAAUGAGGUACGCGCUGUAAUGGAGAAGCAACCUCACAUUGAGUAUAACGGCUUCUGUCCUGUCUGUUUUUCUCGAACAAAUGGAAUUCUCUGGAAAGGAGAUCCUGACAUGGGCCUUGUACAAACUGUGGACAAGAAAUUGUAUUGCUUCGGAGAUGAAGACUCACAAAAAAGGUUCUUGAAGGCUCCCUGCAAGUACAUAGCAGAUGUGGCAAAGCUGGUGUUAGAAAUGCCGCAACACGUUCAUUUGAUGAACCUGGAAUACUCGCCUGCAUUUUAUUACCUCUCCAUCCCGAAGAUUUUGGAGACUGAGCUCGUGAACGAGAGCUUGCCUAAAGACUUUGGGAUACAAACAGAGGUUCAUCCAUGGAUGUGUCGAUGGGAUAGACAAGAGCUUGAACAAAGAAAACUGGAGUGGCAAAAAUUGAGGACCCAUUUUACUCAGACCGAUGUUAGCCAUUUCCGACGCGAGAAUAUCACCCAGACAUAUCCACCAAAGGACAUGUGGACGAAUACGGGAAUAUCAAGGUUCACCAACAUGCCUAGCCAAAUGAAGGAGUUACAUGACCUACGAGGCCAUCUCCAUAACAAGAUGCACAGCGUCAGGUCUACGUAUGAACAUACGUCGGUACAUAAUCCUUGGAAAGAGAAACCUCCCCCCAUUCACACUUUUCACUGAACCAAAGUGCUGAAAGAGGACUCGGAUUCAUCUUCUCAUCAUGAUUAUUAUUUACGAAAAAGCAUUAAAAGUUUUAAAAGUUUUGAUAUCUUCACUAAAAAGCCAAUUUCAGUGAUGAAGAUACACAAAGAUUUGUUGAGAAUGGAUUUACUACAUUAAUGCCCUGAAAAUAAUACAGUCGUUUUUGUUGUUGACGUCUU